Messenger RNA from Microplitis mediator, 819 nucleotides. RefSeq lists its product as uncharacterized. Lineage: Eukaryota; Metazoa; Arthropoda; Insecta; Hymenoptera; Braconidae. The transcript has 5 exons. The record is from RefSeq and is a predicted model, not a curated record. Bases 1 to 732 code for a protein of 243 amino acids.
AUGGUACACUCAUUGCUGAGGAUAAAAUUACACGGAAAGAAAAUGAUGAGAACUUUUGCUAUGCAGUAUGGGAAUAGUCCCCAUAGUGUUGAUGCUGACUGUAAGAAGUUCAGCAAAAUACUUGAAAUUAACCAAACGCGUGUUUCAAAAACAGUUGACGUUGUAACUUUUACCAAAGACGGUAUCAAUGAUAUAGAUGAAGAUAAGGAUUCAGUGGUAUUAGGAUUAUCUGAGCCAUUUGAAUUAAAUGAACGAGUUAAUACUAUUAAAUUGUUGAGUGAUAAUAAUAUUGAUGAUUAUGAUCCGAGUAAUUGUUUUACUUAUCAUUGGAGAAUUGUUUAUAAUAAAAAGGAAAGUCAAGGGGGGCUGAUAGUGGAAGAAUACCGAGCAUCACUUGCCGAUGAUGGAACAUUUAAAAUAAAUAAAGAGGAUGAAGUUAAUGAAAUUCCUUACGACUUAGAUUGUGUUGCUUCACCUUGUGCAUAUUUUCAAAACUCUGUAGCAAACGAACCGAGUGAUCUGAAUUUUUUGGGAAGUCCAGUAGUUUGUCCGUUGAAAAGUAAUCCUGAUCAAUUUAUACAGGCUGGUUUUGCAACAAACCUCUAUCGCUUGUAUCUUAAUGAAACUACAGGUGACAAAAAAAAAUAUGAGCACGUUAAAGGAAAUUUGGUUGAUUUUUUUCCAUUACAAAAAGAGUUUCAUUAUGCUACUGAUCAUGCGUUCGAUAACUAACAAUGAGAACGAUUACGAUACUAGUGUUGGAACAAUUAUUAUAAUAACAUAGGAAUUAUUAUAUUAACUUUAUAGAAAUUGUUUUGA